Molecule: messenger RNA, 906 nt
Organism: Paramuricea clavata
Lineage: Eukaryota; Metazoa; Cnidaria; Anthozoa; Malacalcyonacea; Plexauridae
Source: the annotation of a GenBank genome assembly
AUGCCUGAAGCUGGCAAGAAUCCAUGGGAAAGUGUAUCAAUUCAUUUUUGCGGCCCGUUUCCCAGUGGUGAGUACUUACUUGUAUUGAUUGAUGACUACUCACAAUAUCCCGAAGUAGACAUUAUUAGAACAGUAGCCCAUACAACUGUUAUUCCCUGUCUUGACAAAAUCUUUGCUACUCACGGAAUUCCCAGAACGGUUAAAUCGGACAAUGGCGCCCCAUUUAAUAGUACAGAAUUCAAACAGUUUGCUAAUUAUCUUGGUUUCCAACAUCAGCGUAUAACGCCCUAUUGGCCUCAGGAAAACGGAGAAGCCGAACGAUUUAUGAGAACGUUAAAGAAAACAGCUAGAACUGCCAAAGUUGAAGGCAGGUCUUGGAAACAAAACUUGUUUACCUUCCUCAGAAACUACCGAGCUACGCCCCAUAGUGUAACCCACCAAGCUCCUGCAACCUUACUAUCCAAUCGUGCCAUGAAUGUCAAGUUACCCCAGUCACAAACUGUAGCACCAGCUGACCCAAACCAUCAACAAGCACUUGAUGCAUCAUGUAAGUCAAGACAAAAGGACAAGGUCCACUUUGACAAACGAAACAAAGCCAAAUCUUCUGAAUUCAAAGUCGGUGAUGCAGUUCUACUGAGAAACUCAAAGAAAGGUAAAUUGCAGACCUCUUAUGAACAUCAGAAAUACCAAAUUUUUAAGAGAAAAGGAUCGAUGAUUACAGCGUCAAAUGACAAUCGCCAAGUCACUCGGAACUCAUCACAUUUUAAAAAGUUUAAAGAAAAGAAAGGUGAAACAGAUAACCCAGGAGAUAAAGAAGAACAGCCGAGCAAGCAGAACACCAAUGAACGCCCGAAAAGGAAAACAAAACCACCAGCCUACUUUGGCUAUAAACAGUCAGAUAAGUAA